AGUACAACAGCAGUAUAAUAAAGAAUCAUCGAGCCGGAAAAAUAGAAGCAGCACAUAAAUAAACUAUAAAAUGGAUGUUGAUGCUGCACAAAAGAAAUGGGAGCUGGAAAAUAAUAUACAAACGUUGCCCAGCUGCGAUGAUAUUUUUCGUUAUGAUGCCGAACAACAGCGCCAGAUAAUUGACGCCAAACCAUGGGAGAAAGAUCCACAUUACUUUAAGGACAUUAAAAUUUCGGCUCUCGCGCUGCUCAAGAUGGUCAUGCACGCCCGCUCCGGUGGCACAUUGGAGAUUAUGGGCCUAAUGUUGGGCAAAGUGGAGGACAACACAAUGAUUGUGAUGGACGCAUUUGCGCUGCCCGUGGAGGGCACAGAGACGCGCGUUAAUGCCCAGGCACAGGCCUAUGAGUACAUGACCGCCUAUAUGGAGGCAGCCAAAGAAGUUGGACGGUUGGAGCAUGCCGUUGGCUGGUAUCACAGCCAUCCAGGCUACGGCUGCUGGUUGUCGGGCAUCGAUGUGUCCACCCAGAUGCUCAAUCAGACCUACCAGGAGCCAUUCGUAGCCAUUGUCGUGGAUCCGGUGCGCACCGUCUCCGCCGGCAAGGUAUGCCUCGGUGCAUUCCGCACAUAUCCAAAGGGCUACAAGCCGCCAAAUGAGGAGCCAUCCGAAUAUCAAACGAUACCGCUAAACAAGAUUGAGGAUUUUGGCGUUCAUUGCAAGCAAUACUAUCCGCUGGAAAUAAGCUAUUUUAAGUCAGACUUGGAUCGCAAACUGCUCGAUUCACUGUGGAACAAGUAUUGGGUGAAUACGUUGGGCAGCUCCGGUCUCCUAACCAAUACCGAGUACACGACCGGCCAAAUCAUGGACUUGUCUGAGAAGCUGGAGCAAAGUGAAAACUUUUUAGGUCGCGGCACCGAUGUCAAUGAGAAGCGAUCCGAGGAUAAGCUGUCCAAGGCAACGCGCGACUGCAGCCGCUCCACAAUAGAGCUCAUACACGGCCUGAUGGCACAAAUUGUCAAGGACAAGCUCUUCAACAAAGUGGGCCUGGGCAAAUAGGCUGGACUGAAAGCUUAACGUUUUGUAAUUGUCAGAAAUUGCAUUCAUAAAUAUAUAAAUCUCCAAUUGGGGGCAUUUUCCAUGACAAA
Molecule: messenger RNA, 1143 nt
Organism: Drosophila montana
Lineage: Eukaryota; Metazoa; Arthropoda; Insecta; Diptera; Drosophilidae
Gene: CSN5
Product: COP9 signalosome subunit 5
Exons: 3
Coding region: 71-1054 (327 amino acids)
Biological process (GO): protein deneddylation
Cellular component (GO): COP9 signalosome; cytoplasm
Molecular function (GO): deNEDDylase activity; protein binding; metallopeptidase activity
Source: RefSeq, a predicted model, not a curated record